GGGAGACUUGUUACUACUAAGGCAGAGUGUUUUGCAUAAUCUUAACUACUCUCUGAGAACAUACCAGUCACCUGGCCAGUUCGCCUAGGAUGUAAUGUGUGAUACAUGUCAAAGCGCGCAGGCUGGCUCACUUCCUUUGACAGCGCGGCGCGACGCGUCAUACACUUUUGGCCGAAGGAAUUUCACGUCUUCCCCACGCUGCCAAGAAGAACUUCCCACGCCAUUCCACCUGUGAGCUCUUCGAGUGGAGCUCACCUGGAUGGUCAAAAUUCAGGGGGUGAUGCCCAUCAUAAAAAGACAUUACUAGCCUGCUACAAAAAAAUGCAACUCGCUUUACAGCUCUGACCGAAACUUGGACGAUGGAUAAAGUUUCGUUGCCUUUCAGGUGUUAACGUCUUGGCUUAUGUACGUAGUUCCGGGUGUGUGGAAAGGUGUGUCCUCUGGCUGGAUGUAUGUAGGUAACAUUUGGAAAUAUGGCUGACUCUAUGGAAUUACAACGUAGGCCUAUGGAAAACAAUAAUAUUUCCGCUGAAACUGUUGACAAGGAACAGGUUGCAUCAGGGAAUGGAGACUACCGGCCCAACACAGCUGUGCCAGAGACAAGCUCUCUGCUUGGUAUACAGGUGGAAGAGGACAACAAUGAGGAUGGAGCUGACAACUCGGCGCCUACAAAGGGUGAGUCUUUUCUGCAGCGAGUGAAGAGGGAGCUGAAUGGACAGGUGUGUGGACUCAAAUUGUGGCUGGUCCUCAUCAUAGCCUUGUCGCUAGUGCUCGGCAUUGUCCUUCUGACAUUCAUCGGCUUCGGCAUCAGCAUAGCGGCUUAUAAGGACCCAGAUGAAAAGUAUGAUGUCAGCUCUUUUGUGGUGCCGCGAAUCUUCAACGGAAGUCUGAGUGUCAACCAGACCUUUUCCAGGAACACCACUGCACUGCAUGACCUUGCCACAGAACUGCAAAACAAGAUGAAUGCUCUUUACCGCUCCUCCCACGCCCUUGCACGAUACUUCAGACAUGCAAGGAUCAAAACGUUGAGGAACGGCAGCGUGAUCGUGGAGUUCUGCCUGGCGUUCCGCAUGCCUCUGGACUCUGACCUGCUGCACCGCUACACCCUGAGCCAGCAGAUGGUCUCCAGCGUCCUGCGCCAGCACCUCUACGACCAGAACACCAGCGGUGGCAGCGGCGACCCCCUCCACAUACUCCCCACCUCAGUCAGGUUACAGGAUGGUGCGUCUGGUUGUAACAGUUGAUGUGACUGAAGAGAGUUUCAGGACUACCUUUGAAUGUAGGAACACUUCCGCAUUCCUCGUUGGUGUCAUGGACUAUGUACAGGAAAGAUAGUGCAUGUGUGCGUGUGUGCGUGUGUGUGUGUGUGUGAGUGUGUGUGUGUGUGUGUGUGUGUGUGUGUGUGUGUGUGUGUGUGUGUGUGUGUGUGUGUGUGUGUGUGUGUGUGUGUGUGUGUGAGUGUGU
Molecule: messenger RNA, 1464 nt
Organism: Sardina pilchardus (European sardine)
Lineage: Eukaryota; Metazoa; Chordata; Actinopteri; Clupeiformes; Clupeidae
Product: TPA-induced transmembrane protein
Exons: 8
Coding region: 474-1244 (256 amino acids)
Source: RefSeq, a predicted model, not a curated record